CUUGUCCAGGAGUUCAAUACCCAGGUGGCUCUAUAUCGGGAGCUGGUUAUUUCCAUUGGGGAUGUCUCAGUCACCUGUCCAUCUUUGCAUACGGAAAUGCACAAAACUCGAACCCGAGGAUGUGAUAUGGCCUAUCAGGCUCAUCAAAAGCUAGCAGCAAUUUCUGGCCCAGAAGAUGGUGAAAUUCAUCCUGAAAUCUGUAGGCUAUACAUCCAGUUGCAGUGUUGCUUAGAAAUGUACACAACAGAAAUGCUUAAGUCCAUAUGUCUGCUAGGAUCACUGCAGUUUCAUCGGAAAGGAAAAGAACCUUGUGCCCCACCCAAGAUCCUGGAUACUAAAGUGGAGGAGGGUUCUGAAGUACCUAUUUUAGAAGACACAUCAUCAUCACCAACAGAUACUCAGCAGCAUUUAUGGCAGGUUUCCACAGAUAUUGAAAACACUGAAAGAGAUAUGAGAGAAAUGAAAAACCUUUUAAGUAAACUCAGGGAGACUAUGCCUUUACCACUGAAAAACCAAGAUGAUAGCAGCCUCCUAAACUUGACUCCGUAUCCAUUGGUAAGAAGACGGAAGCGAAGGUUCUUUGGACUAUGUUGUCUUGUCUCAAGUUAGAAGAUUGAGUACAGAUGCACCAAGAAAAUCACAACUUUGAUUAAACCACUGUUAUUUGACCACUGAAAAUAUGAACAUUUCUACUCUUGAUUAAAAAGUACAUUUUCUACACUAGCAAAUUCCUUUUUCUCUUCUGCUCCAUCCCCCUUUUCAAAAUAAGGGUUUUAGUAGUUUAAAGUUAUGGUGGUCAAAAACCAGCUGUGGAAUAGAUCUAGCAUAACUAAGAAUGUUUUUAAAACUUUUUAAAGUAUGUUUUGCAUGCUCACUUUCAACCCCUCAGAGAAAAGACACAUGAAUUAUGGUUAACAGAUCAUUUUAAAGUUUUUUUUUUAUUGUUUGAACUGCAGCUGAAAGUUUGUGCAUAGUACAGUACUCUUAUUAGCAUCAUAUUAAAACACUUGAUCAUAUUCUAACAUUCUUUAAGCAUAGAAAACUAUUU
Messenger RNA from Pterocles gutturalis (yellow-throated sandgrouse), 1048 nucleotides. RefSeq names its product regulator of G-protein signaling 7 binding protein (gene RGS7BP). Gene Ontology annotation, cellular component: neuron projection; postsynapse; nucleus. The annotation marks the transcript as partial. Gene Ontology annotation, biological process: G protein-coupled receptor signaling pathway. The transcript is spliced from 5 exons. Lineage: Eukaryota; Metazoa; Chordata; Aves; Pterocliformes; Pteroclidae. The record is from RefSeq and is a predicted model, not a curated record.